UAGGGUAGGCGGGAAUAGGUCUCCCUGUCGCACGGUGACUCGGUGCGGGCUGAAUCAACGUAAACCAUGCUGGGCCUUCAUGGAGAAGUGUAAUUAUUCAUUCUGGUGGAUUUAGCAGAUUCAACAUAAUACUACGGCACUAGAAUUUGGAUAGGCGUAUUGUAUUAUUGUGGCGGAGAGUCUUCUUAUACUGCUUAACUGCCACAACCCCAGCAUGACACGCUGUGCCGUUGGUCAACAUUGAUAGCCCGGAACACUCAUGCAGGAGAGCAAGGACUGAUUGAAUUAUUUGCAUGUCAUGCAUUUUUGUCAUGGUUGCUGCUCAUCUCACUCGCUCACUCAUCAACAUUAGGACGACGGAUUCUGAUCUCUUCUGUUGAGAUAUAUGAUAUGUGUAGUAUUCAGGUCCAAUGGUCCUGUUAAUGCAGAGUUAUCGAGACAUUUGAACGCUUGAGAUAAUUUGCAGCCUGGAAUUGUAUCUCCAGCUGAGUUAAUGGACUUCUGGCUUGCGGCAUGACAUUGUGAUUAAGGCGUCUUACGUUAAUUACGGCAGUGUACUAAUUGAUAUGAAUGCGUAAUGUUAGUAACCUUCUGAUGAUCUGCGCUACACUUUGGAUACAUUGCGGAAGGAAAAUUAUCGAGCAAAGGUCAAGGAAUUGGGAUUUCCAGAUUGUGACAUAGGUAUUGAUAUAAUUGAUAUCCAAGGAUGAUAUUUAUUUUAUUUGUGAGCGUGGGGGUUGUGAAUCAGACGCUGUGAUAUUCAAUUAUGCAUUUUGUUCCUCACACUGCACCGGACAGGAAUUAUCCCCACAACCAGAACUAUCAUCUGAAACCUGGAGACGGGUACUUGGAGUCACUGUCUCUUCCCAGUCGUCAUGGCUCAAUUUGCAGCAACGUCUUCCAUCCCGUCAACCAUGACGAUAUCAAUAUGGAUGACUUCGGGUCAUCUAAUGAAGCCUUCAGUCGGUUGAUGCCUCAUGGACCCGAAGGCCGAGCUGAAAGUUACUGUUUCGCUCACACUGAGGAACUACCCGAGGACCACGACUGCAGGAGAGAGCUAUGCACAAGGGUGACUAUCAACGUCAGCGGGAUGAAAUUUGAAACCCAGCUAAGGACUUUAAACCGUCUUCCUCACACCCUUUUGGGUGAUCCAGAAAAAAGAGCCAAAUUUUGGGAUAAGAAACGUCAGGAGUAUUUCUUUGACCGCCAUCGAUUGUCAUUCCCGGCCAUUUUGUACUACUACCAGAGCGGUGGAAGGUUAAAACGACCCCUCGACGUGCCGUGGGAUAUAUUCCGUAAUGAGCUACAUUUCUACGAGCUUGGUAACACAGCUAUUGCCAACUUUGAACGAACGGAAGGAGUGAAACAAAAAGAGGAGGUGGUCAAAAAACCUGCGAAUAAAGUCCAGCUAUGGAUUUGGGAAGUGAUGGAGGUUCCUCAGAGUUCCUAUUACGCCAAGGUUGUCGCUGUCUUGUCUGUUGUGUUUAUUCUCGUAUCUGUCGUGACCUUCUGCAUAGAAACGCUGCCUCAGUUCAAAGGAAGGGACUGUGUAAACCAGACCUUUCACAUUGGAAAUAACAGGACGGAGAUCAGGAAAGUACCUAACUACUGGGAUCCCUUGUUUAUGAUUGAGAGCUGUUGUAUAACGUGGUUUGUUGCGGAGACCAUUGUACGCUUCAGUGUGAGUUACUCGAAAAUUGCCUUCCUCAAAAGUUUAAGCAACUGGAUUGAUAUCAUAGCGAUUUGUCCUUACUUUGUGUUCUUAUUUAUCACCUUGGCAACAAACGCUUGUAUCGAAGGCGAUCAAGCAAGCGGGUUGUCAGUUCUUCGUGUGUUGCGAGUGGUACGAAUACUAAAACUCAGCAAACAUUCGCAAGGUUUACAAAUAUUAGGCAUGACUCUGAAAUGCAGCAUGAAGGAAUUAAGUAUGUUCCUGUUGUUCUUAGGAAUUGCGACCGUGAUAUUCGCUGGAGCGGUGUACUAUGCGGAAAUGGCAGAAGAAAACGGCCAGUUUACAAGUAUUCCGGAUGCGUUUUGGUGGGCAAUUGUUUCCAUGACUACCGUAGGAUACGGAGACUAUGUCCCACAAGGUGUUAUAGGCAAAUGUCUCGGAGUGUUGUGUUUAGUGUCUGGUGUUCUGGCUAUUGCUCUUCCCGUCCCAGUAAUUGUUGCCAACUUCAAUCAUUUCUAUACUCAAUAUACUGGUCGUGGUUACGGAUCUGUCUAGGAUUUCAUCAAUGUAAGAGAAUCCAUAUUGGUUUUAUUAAAAAUGGCAUUGGCACAUGGCAACGAAACGAAAAAUAUAUAUGAACUUUUUUUUUAGUGAUUUAAAUGUUUCAGAGGGGCGGUCGGGUAGCC
This is a messenger RNA of Haliotis rufescens (red abalone), 2358 nucleotides long. Its product is annotated as potassium voltage-gated channel subfamily A member 1-like. Gene Ontology annotation, cellular component: voltage-gated potassium channel complex; membrane. The record is from RefSeq and is a predicted model, not a curated record. Gene Ontology annotation, molecular function: delayed rectifier potassium channel activity; protein binding. The transcript has a single exon. Bases 767 to 2227 code for a protein of 486 amino acids. Gene Ontology annotation, biological process: potassium ion transmembrane transport; protein homooligomerization. NCBI's taxonomy places the organism in Eukaryota, Metazoa, Mollusca, Gastropoda, Lepetellida, Haliotidae.